Molecule: messenger RNA, 1137 nt
Organism: Mucor mucedo
Lineage: Eukaryota; Fungi; Mucoromycota; Mucoromycetes; Mucorales; Mucoraceae
Product: tRNA methyltransferase complex GCD14 subunit-domain-containing protein
Exons: 3
Coding region: 47-1048 (333 amino acids)
Biological process (GO): tRNA methylation
Cellular component (GO): nucleus; tRNA (m1A) methyltransferase complex
Source: RefSeq, a predicted model, not a curated record
AAAGUGUUCAAUACAUUCUUUUUUGAUAAUUACAACUUCGCAUAAAAUGAGUUUCAGUGGAUACAAAAAGUUUAUUGAAGCAGGCGAUCUUGUCAUUGUCUACAUGACAAGAGAUAAUAUGACACCUAUUUACAUUUCCGAAGACGGUAUUUUCAAUAACCGUUUCGGUGUCUUUCAUCAUAAUGACAUUAUCGGCAAACAAUUUGGCUCCAAGAUGGUGUCUUCCAAUUACAGAGGCUUUGUGUAUUUACUUCACCCUACACCCGAACUUUGGACACUUGUUCUUCCUCAUCGUACACAAAUUCUUUACAUUGCCGAUAUUUCGUUCAUCACCACCAUGCUUGAAAUGAAGCCCGGUGUCAAUGUCAUUGAAUCAGGUACCGGUUCAGGCUCAUUUUCACACUCGAUUGCACGUACCAUUGCACCUCACGGUAAACUUUAUUCGUUCGAAUACCAUCAAGAACGUGUCAACCUCGCCAAAGUAGAAUUUGCCGACCAUGGAUACGGCGAUAUUAUUCAAAUGCAUCACCGUGAUGUGUGUAAAGAAGGCUUCCAGAUGAAGGAUGCUGUCAAUGCCGUGUUUUUAGAUUUACCAGCUCCUUGGGACGCUGUUGCAUCUGCCAAAGAAGCGUUCAAGCAGGAUCAAACCGGUAAAAUCUGUUGUUUCUCACCAUGUAUUGAACAAGUCGCACGAACUGUCACUGCCUUGGAGGCGAAUGGAUUCAUCGAUAUCACCAUGUACGAAUGCUUGAUUCGUGAGCAUUCGGUUGCUCCUUUACAAAAGAUUAGUUUCUCGGACGCCUUGAAGGAUGCACAAGAGAGAAGAGCAAAGGGAUUACCUUCGGUUGAUAGUGUGGCUAUUAAGCGAAAGUUGAGUAAAGAUGAACCUGUUCCAACAGCCAAUGAAAUCGAAGAAGCCGCUAAUUUAAUGUUGGUCUCCAAGACCGUGGGAGAAACAAGAGGUCAUACCAGUUACUUGACAUUUGCUACAUUUUUACCACCUACUGCUAUUCAAUUUGUCGACUCUGCCAACGCCAAAUCUGAUUAGAUGAAUCACAUACACAUAUAUAAUAAUUUUUUUUUUUUGUCCUUGUAAUAUAAUAAACCAACCCUUUUUUUUUUUUUUUUUUUUUUUUU